Molecule: messenger RNA, 959 nt
Organism: Stegastes partitus (bicolor damselfish)
Lineage: Eukaryota; Metazoa; Chordata; Actinopteri; Pomacentridae
Product: glutathione S-transferase A-like
Exons: 6
Coding region: 74-745 (223 amino acids)
Source: RefSeq, a predicted model, not a curated record
CGUUACAUUCCAGUUCCACUCCUCUCUUCUUUCAACACAUACAGCUUCAGCCGGUGCACUUCUCUCUGGAACCAUGGCCAAGGACAUGACUCUGCUGUGGGGCUCCGGCUCUCCUCCCUGCUGGAGGAUCAUGAUCAUGCUGGAGGAGAAGCAGCUGAAAGGCUACAACCAAAAACUGCUCUCCUUUGAGAAAAUGGAGCACAAGUCCAAGGAAGUCAUGGAUAUGAACCCCAGAGGGCAGCUUCCUGCCUUCAAAGCUGGGAAACAUGUCCUGAAUGAGUCCUACGCCGCCUGCUUCUUCCUGGAGAACCAAUACAAGUCCCAGGGGACCAAGCUGAUCCCCGACAGCGUCGAUGCACAAGCACUGAUGUACCAGCGCAUGUUUGAGGCUUUCCCACUCGGCGAGAAAAUAGGGAAGGUUCUCUACUACAACUAUAUGGUCCCAGAGGAAGAGAGACACGACGCUGCUCUGCAGAGAUACAAGGAGGCUCUAACAGCUGAGCUCCAGCUCUGGGAGGGAUAUCUGAAAAACCCGGACUGUUGCCUGGUUGGAAAGGAAUUUACAUUGGCUGAUGUGCUUGUUUUCCCAGUUGUUGCGUAUCUAUUCCGCGCUGGGUUGUGUAGUGAGCGUUACCCCGCACUGGCAAAAUACUACAACUCUCUGAAGGACAGAGCCAGCAUCAAAGCCUCCUGGCCUCCUACCUGGCACACCACCCCCGGAUCGGACACACUGAAAACCAUCUAAGACCCAGAGACUGACUCAUCGGUGGACACGCUAACUGUUGUGUUUUGAUAUAUAACCACUCCUUGCAUUGCACUAUUUUUCUUUUUUUUUCUUUCUUUCUUUCUUUUUUUAAACUGCAUUUGUUUCUGCAACAUACCAUCAUUUGUUUGUGACUCUAAAUGCAAAUUUGUUUUGUGCCGCAAACAAAAGCAAUAAAAAGAGAAUACCAACUUGA